UACGGUAUAUUGUUGAAACAUUUCAGUUGAAUCAAGAUGACGAACACGAAGGGCUACCGCCGUGGCACACGGUACAUGUUCUCACGAGCCUUCAGGAAGAAGGGUGUUAUUCCUCUUUCUACUUACAUGAAAGUCUACAAACGUGGCGACAUCGUUGACAUUAAGGGCAAUGGCGCUGUUCAGAAAGGUAUGCCCUUCAAGGACUACCAUGGAAAGACUGGGCGUGUGUUCAACGUCACCCAGCACGCAGUUGGUGUGAUUGUCAACAAACAGGUUGGAAACCGCAUUCUGCCGAAGCGUGUGAAUCUCCGUGUAGAGCAUGUGAAGCACUCCAACUGCAGACUGGACUUCCUCAAGCGCGUCAAGUCCAACAGUGAGAAACUGAAGGAGUCCAAGGCUUCUGGCACAUUCACCAACCUCAAGAGACAGCCCGUUGGUAGAAGGACAGCCCAUAUUGUGAGGACAAAGUUGAACAAGCCUCAGGUCCUCCGACCCAUCCCGUACGAGUUCAUUGCCUAAAGUGUACAUAAUGAAAAUAAAGAGAAAAAAAACGAAGUGUUUACUUAUAUGAUCAGUUAAUG
Molecule: messenger RNA, 581 nt
Organism: Mya arenaria
Lineage: Eukaryota; Metazoa; Mollusca; Bivalvia; Myida; Myidae
Product: 60S ribosomal protein L21-like
Exons: 4
Coding region: 37-519 (160 amino acids)
Biological process (GO): translation
Cellular component (GO): ribosome; cytosolic large ribosomal subunit
Molecular function (GO): structural constituent of ribosome
Source: RefSeq, a predicted model, not a curated record